AUGUGGCACUCUUCUCACCAGCGGCUAGCAGACUCUUCCCCCGUCAGAUACGACCCAAGCUCCAGUCCCGGGAGAACAUCCGGCCGUGUCCAGUCUGAUUUCCCAAGCAGCAGCAGCGGCCUGUUUGUUCGUCAGGAUCGGCAUCCUCGCAUUUCUACUCGAAGAGGCGACAUUCAUUCUGACGCGUUCGCUUCCUCGCCUGCUCAACGACGACGCAUCUAUGUGGGCGAAGAUGGCAUGCCAGUCCGAGAUGGUCAAGAUCCGGCCUCAGAAGCUACCUUUUCAAACCUCAAUCCGGACACCUCCGAAGCAGAUGCCAUGGGGGGUGACUCCACAAGAGUCAUCUGGGGCACAAACAUCUCCAUCCAAGACUCUAUGUCAUCCUUCAAGAACUUUCUCUAUAAUUUUACGAGGAAGUAUCGCAUGUGGGCCGAUGGUGCGAGCGAGGAGGAGACGCGAGAGCUAGGUCUUGCUGCCGACGAGAAGGAAUAUCUGGAGAUGUUGCAGAACAUGCGUAAGCUUGGUGUCCAUGGGCUCAAUCUGGAUGCGCGUAACCUCAAGGCAUACCCUGCAACCUUGAAGUUGUGGCAUCAACUGCAAGCAUACCCCCAAGAAAUCAUACCGUUGAUGGAUCAGACGGUGAAGGAGGUGAUGGUUGAAUUGGCAACGAAAGAAAUGCAGGAAUUACAGCGAUCUCACAAUGCCGCAGUCGCCUCGCGAGCGAGAAAUGAAGGAAGCGCAGCGACGCCAGUUGCUACACCUGCACCGGCAGCCGACGAGCUCCCCGAUCUUGUUGAAGAGGCGCAAGUUCGCCCAUGGAAGAUCUUGCCUUUCGGACUUGAUCAAACAGUCAACCUGCGUGAUCUUGAUCCGAAGGACAUCGACAAGCUGAUUGCAGUAAAAGGCCUCGUCAUUCGAGCCACCCCCGUCAUUCCAGAUAUGAAGGAAGCAUUCUUCAAAUGUGCGGUGUGCAAUCAUACCACCUAUGUGUCAAUUGACCGUGGCAAGAUUGCGGAACCGACACAAUGCCCACGCAACGCCUGCAAAUCCAAAGACAGUAUGCAGAUUGUCCACAAUCGAUGCGUCUUCGCGGAUAAACAGGUCAUCAAGCUGCAAGAAAUGCCGGACUCGGUGCCAGACGGACAAACACCGCACAACGUGUCUCUCUGUGUAUACGAUGAGCUUGUUGACGUUUGCAAAGCUGGUGAUCGGGUUGAAGUGACAGGCAUUUUUAGAAGCAAUCCUGUCCGAGUCAAUCCUCGUCAACGCACCAUUAAAUCUCUCUUCAAGACCUACGUCGAUGUCCUCCACGUUCAGAAGAUCGACAAGCGAAAGAUGGGCAUCGAUGUGUCUACCAUCGAGCAAGAACUGUCCGAACAGGUAACUGGCGACGUCGAGCAGACGAGAAAAGUCUCAGCCGAGGAGGAAGCCAAGAUCAAAGAGACGGCCGCUCGCGAUGACAUCUACGAACUUCUGGCCAGAAGUUUGGCCCCGAGUAUCUACGAGCUAGAAGAUGUCAAGAAGGGGAUUCUUCUGCAGCUCUUUGGCGGGACGAACAAGUCUUUUGAGAAAGGUGGCAGUCCCAAAUACAGAGGCGACAUCAACGUCUUACUCUGCGGUGACCCUUCCACCUCCAAGUCUCAGUUGCUGCAAUAUGUGCACAAGAUCGCACCAAGAGGUGUCUAUACGUCAGGAAAGGGUUCCUCGGCAGUCGGUCUGACAGCGUACGUGACCCGUGAUCCAGAGUCGAAACAACUGGUGCUCGAGUCGGGAGCAUUGGUCCUCUCGGACGGCGGCGUAUGUUGCAUUGACGAGUUCGACAAGAUGAACGAAUCCACCCGCUCCGUGCUGCACGAAGUCAUGGAGCAGCAGACGGUCUCGAUCGCCAAAGCAGGCAUCAUAACCACCCUGAACGCCCGAACAAGCAUCCUCGCCUCUGCAAAUCCCAUCGGGAGCAAAUACAACCCCAACCUGCCGGUACCGCAAAACAUCGACCUUCCUCCUACCUUAUUGUCGAGAUUCGACCUCGUCUAUCUCGUACUGGACCGCAUCGACGAAGUCAACGACAGACGUCUCGCGAAGCACUUGGUCGGGAUGUACCUCGAAGAUACCCCGGAGAACGCAUCUCGUGAAGAAAUCUUGCCCAUCGAGUUCUUGACCGCCUACAUCUCGUACGCCCGCUCAAACAUCCACCCAGCCUUGACGCCACCGGCCGCGGCAGCCCUAACGGAGGCCUACGUGGCCAUGCGGUCGCUAGGCUCGUCGAUCCAGGCCUCCGACCGACGCAUCACGGCGACAACCCGUCAACUCGAGUCGAUGAUCCGCCUCGCCGAAGCGCACGCCAAAAUGCGUCUAUCUACGACUGUCACUGAAGCCGAUGUCGCCGAAGCCGUACGGCUCAUUAAAUCCGCCAUCAAGGCAUCCGCGACAGACACACGCACCGGGCUCAUCGAUAUGGGGCUCCUUUCCGAAGGAGGCAGUGCCAGCGACAGGCGGAGGAAAGAUGAUCUCAAGCGCGCCGUGCUGGCUGCCAUUGACGAAGACGGUGCGGUCAGGUCCGGCAACGCUGUUCGAUAUGCAGACCUGUACCGCCGCGUGGCUGAAGGAAGUUCUGUCGAGAUCGAUGGCGCCGAGGUCCAGGACGCUCUGCGCGCUCUGGAGCAGGAAGGCAAAGUCCAGGUCACGGGUGAGGGUGGUCGGCGUAGCGUGAGACGCAUCUCUGGUGUUUGA
This is a messenger RNA of Capronia coronata CBS 617.96, 2730 nucleotides long. Its product is annotated as minichromosome maintenance protein 4 (cell division control protein 54). Gene Ontology annotation, molecular function: ATP binding; single-stranded DNA binding; single-stranded DNA helicase activity. Gene Ontology annotation, biological process: DNA strand elongation involved in DNA replication; DNA replication; mitotic DNA replication initiation. NCBI's taxonomy places the organism in Eukaryota, Fungi, Ascomycota, Eurotiomycetes, Chaetothyriales, Herpotrichiellaceae. Gene Ontology annotation, cellular component: nucleus; MCM complex. The transcript has 2 exons. The record is from RefSeq and is a predicted model, not a curated record. Bases 1 to 2730 code for a protein of 909 amino acids.